UAGUGAAGUAUAGACAAAAAUAAAAGAAAGACAAGAAUUACCUACUCAUCAACAUAUUAUAGUCCCUCCCAGCUUUCCAUAGAGUGAGAGAGAGAUGGCAGGGGCGUCGUUUAGGUGGAUACUACAGCUGCACAAGGACGUGCCAAAAGCUGCUCGGUUCUACUCGGAAGGCUUGGACUUCACCGUCGAUGUCUGUACUCUUCGCUGGGCUGAGCUUCAGUCCGGCCCACUCAAACUUGCCCUCAUGCAAUCCCCCAAUGAUCAUGUCAUGCAGAAUCGAAUGGGAUACUCUUCACUUCUGUCUUUCACAGUGAAGGACAUUAAUCAAACAAUGACAAAACUAAUGGCUUUAGGUGCUGAGCUAGAUGGCCCCAUCAAAUAUGAAAUUCAUGGCAAGGUUGCAUCCAUGCGUUGUAUUGAUGGGCACAUGUUAGGCCUCUACGAACCCGCCUAGGAGCUCCAGAAGAAGUCCCUUAAAUGCAAC
Messenger RNA from Prunus avium (sweet cherry), 484 nucleotides. Lineage: Eukaryota; Viridiplantae; Streptophyta; Magnoliopsida; Rosales; Rosaceae. The record is from RefSeq and is a predicted model, not a curated record.